ACAUACCGAGUUACUGCCGUCAACAAAACGUUAAUUAUUCAAUCUUAGUUAAUUGGGCUGCUGACAGCGAUAAUUAUCAUCGCACUUUGUAUUCUAGUACACUGUAGCAUUGCUCGUGCAAUCGCCGUCGUCUAUUUCUUCUUUUAGGCGCAGGUCUAGGCAAUCCCCAAUGUCAAAAGCAGUUGAAACGUUGCCCGAACGUGCAUCUAAAAGAGAAGGACGUGACGCCUUCGGUAACGGUAGCUGCCAUUCCUUUUGUUUUUAUCUCGACGUCGCGAACAACAUGUCGACAUUGGACCUCAUCGGAAACGCCGAUAGCUCGGAAAGCGACGAUGACGACUACGUUCCGUCGACUGAAGAGAGCGACGCAUCCGACUGUGACACGGAGACUGGGAGUGACGUUGAAGAGCGACUUGGCGCGACGACUGGCCGGACGCUGCGGAAGGGCAUCGCAACGCCGCGUCUGAAAGGCAAAGGAGGCAUCCGCUGCGACGGAAAAGAAGAACCAGCACAGGAAAGUAUUCAUAACGCGGCGAGCGCUGAAGACGACGCGAAGGAACAGGACGAGAGCCAUCUCGCUGCCAAAAAGGACGAAGCGAAAGCCGACCUUCUCUGGUCCGACUUCUUGCGAGACGGCGACAGCGUACCCAAGAAACGGGCGGCCGUUGCCGAUCCGGGCGAAGCGUCUACUUCCGCCUCUACGUCACAAGUGUCUGCUGUCCCCGAGAAAAAGGUUAAGAUUACUCAGCUGCUGGAUAUUGCGGGGGAAGUUGUCGAGGUCGACAAGGAGGUGGCAGCAGGCCCGAAAGAAACGCGCUCGCUCGAAAAACAGGAAGAAGAUGCCAAGUCAACCGUACUUGUCAGCAAGAAGCCGGGCGGAGUCGCAAGUGUCUUAGGUCGACUAAUGAACAAGAAGCAAAAGAUCAGCACGCUGGAGAAAUCGAAGCUCGACUGGGAUAGCUUCAAGCAGAGCGAGGGCAUUGCGGAAGACCUGCGGAACCACAACAGAGGCAAGGACGGCUACCUGGAAAAACAAGCGUUUCUGCAGCGCACCGAGGAGCGGCAGUUCGAAGUAGAAAAAGGACUGCGGGCAAAGAACAGAUCGACGCACCGCACCUAAGCGGCCGUUGCAGCGGCUCUUUCACUUUCCUGUCAGUGAAUUCCACUCACAUUGUAAAGAAUUUAGAAAGAAGCUUGAGCUGCGUUCGGAGCCACAUUUCGCACUUUGUGCAAUACGUCGUGAAUAAAAAAGAGGCACCUUUU
Messenger RNA from Dermacentor albipictus, 1263 nucleotides. Its product is annotated as craniofacial development protein 1-like. NCBI's taxonomy places the organism in Eukaryota, Metazoa, Arthropoda, Arachnida, Ixodida, Ixodidae. Gene Ontology annotation, cellular component: Swr1 complex. The record is from RefSeq and is a predicted model, not a curated record.